AUGGACCUACAGGUAGGUAUGAGGGACAUCAACCCUGAGGUUGCCAAAUUGAAGCACUGGUCAUCAGUGCUUAGCACCAUUUUCAAGGUCCUUGGCAUCUUGAUGUGCUUGUUAUGGAAUAGUGUGAUAUUUGACCCUAACCGCAAUGGACUUGAAAAAUACCUUUUCUCGCCAAUGGUUGCCCAGUCAUUUUUUGCCAACAAGGUUGUCCUCAGUAAAGAAGCCCGUGCUGCUCUCAGGCUCGAGCGGUGUGCCAAAUCCCUUCAGUUCAAGGAUGUGUUAGAUGACACAUGGAAGCAGCUUGACGAUGCUACCAAAACAAUUGGAACUUCACACCAUAAAAGCAUCUGCCAAGUUCAAAAUGAUUUAUACAUAGGUCGUGGACUUCUCUGCUCAAAGUGCUCUAAGGCCAAUUUAUGGAAUGUGUUCUGCUGGAAGAAAAACCAAGAUGAAGAGAACACCAUGGUACUAACUGUCUGUGAACACAAGUCUGAAUACCUCACGCUCUCAAAGGAGCAACAAGAUGACCUUCUCACUGAGUUCACUGCGUGGAAGGAGAUGAAGAAGACCGGUGUUCGCACCACAGCAGCAAAGUCAAAAAUCAAUGAUAUCACACAAACCUUGAAGGCAGUGGAAAACGAGCUCAAGAGCCUCCAAUAUCAUACGGGUGCGGAAUCUAUUCUCUACACUACAUGUGGAUCUACUGAUGUUCCCCUCCAAGGUAUUGUGUUUGCCACUCAAGGUGUUGACAACUUCAUGGAUACCGUCAUGGGGAUCAAUAAUCAAGAUUUAGUGAGUAAAAUGGAAGGUGUCGCCAUCCAGGGUAUGAAAGGUUCUGCGAAAAACCACCAGAAACGUGUCUCUGAUAAAUGUGCAGAAAUCUGCGACACCCGGGCCAUCAACCGAAAGCUUUCAGUGAUGCUGCAGAGCCAGCCAAGCCUCACAACACAGCAGCCCCAUCUGCUGGGCCCGGGUGUUGCUGCCACUGGUUCUGCAUCUCCUUCCAUUCCACAGCCUUCUGAUUCUCCUGUGCAACAACCGUUGGCAGAUGAAGGUCCUAACUCUAUCAUUCCCUCCUUCGACAGCAAGGCAAUGUUGGCUGACUUAGACCGAGCACCUGCAUUGUGGAGCUCAUUGUUGGAGUGA
Molecule: messenger RNA, 1146 nt
Organism: Suillus fuscotomentosus
Lineage: Eukaryota; Fungi; Basidiomycota; Agaricomycetes; Boletales; Suillaceae
Exons: 9
Coding region: 1-1146 (381 amino acids)
Source: RefSeq, a predicted model, not a curated record